Messenger RNA from Amphiprion ocellaris (clown anemonefish), 8639 nucleotides. It is a transcript of the gene pard3ab, whose product is annotated as par-3 family cell polarity regulator alpha, b. Gene Ontology annotation, molecular function: protein binding; phosphatidylinositol binding. Gene Ontology annotation, cellular component: apical junction complex; cell cortex; adherens junction. The record is from RefSeq and is a predicted model, not a curated record. The transcript has 26 exons. Lineage: Eukaryota; Metazoa; Chordata; Actinopteri; Pomacentridae. Gene Ontology annotation, biological process: cell adhesion; establishment of centrosome localization; establishment or maintenance of epithelial cell apical/basal polarity. The coding region runs from base 259 to 4515 and encodes 1418 amino acids.
CGAGGGAGGGAAGGAGGGAGAGAGAGAAGCUAAACAGGUGGUCUGAAAACACAGAAAACAAUGUCGUCCGGCGGGGAGGAGCGGAAACAUCUCCAGCCGUCGCUCCAGUGAGGGAACACCGGGACAUCCCGGGAGCCGAACCCGAACCAACCGAUGCUCCUUCUCCGUUUUCACACGGAUUCCUCCUCCCGCCGCGGCUGCUCUUCUUCGUCCGCUCGGUUUCGCUCCGAAUCUGGGGAAGAUCUCGGAUACUGAACCAUGAAAGUGACGGUGUGUUUCGGCAGGACCCGGGUGGUGGUGCCGUGCGGGGAUGGGAAUAUUAAAGUGCACAGCCUCAUCCAGCAGGCUGUCAUGAGAUACAAGAAGGCGAUCGCCAAGGAUGCUAAUUACUGGCUGCAGGUCCACCGGUUGGAGCACGGCGACGGAGGAAUCCUCGACCUGGACGAUGUGCUCUGCGACGUGGCUGACGACAAAGACAGGUUGAUCGCUAUAUAUGACGAGCAGGAGCCCCAUCAUGGAGGCGACGGCACCAGCGCCAGCUCCACAGGGACCCAGAGCCCCGACCUGUUUGCUGCAGACCUCAGCGCUGGCAGCGGAGCUUCGGCCUUCCAGCCCUACCAGGCAGCCAGCGAGAUCGAGGUGACGCCUUCGGCCCUGCGCACCAAUAUGCCCCUUCACGUCCGGCGCAGCAGCGACCCCGCUCUGCUCACCAUCAACGGACCGUUCGGCGGCAGCGGUGGCGAUUCUCGGGUCCAAACCGAAGACACACCGUCAAGGAAGAACCCGACCCGUUGGUCCACCACCGCUGGCUUCCUGAAAGCUCGCCAUUCCUCUGGCACAAACAGCCUGGAGAGGAAGGGUAAAGGCAUGGACACGUAUCGCAGCCUGCCUCGGGAUGCAGGGACAUGGGCCAAUCAGAGGGAGUUUCAAAGAGAGACGGCCCGGUCAUCACUGAGCGCCAAUCACCCCAUGGUAGACCGUUGGCUGGAGAGACAGGAACAGGAGGACGAGGCCAGAGAAGAAGAGAACGGAAGGAUCGAACCAGUCGGCCGAGCUGAUUCCUGCAUGGAUCACACUCCUGUGAGGUCCCUAGAAGACAUUGUCAAACUGGUGGAGGUGUCAAACGACGGCGGGCCCCUGGGAAUCCACGUGGUGCCUUUCAGUGGCAGGGACCGCAGGACUCUUGGCUUGUUGGUCAAGCGUCUGGAGAGGGGAGGCAAGGCCGAGCAGCAGAGCCUCUUCCAGGAGAACGACUGCAUCGUCCGUAUCAAUAACGGAGACCUGCGAAACAUCCGAUUCGAACAAGCCCAGAAUAUGUUCCGUCAAGCCAUGCGCUCCCCCGUUAUUAUGUUCCACGUGGUUCCGUCGUCAAUGAAGGCCCACUACGAGCAGUUGUCCCACGCUGAGAGGAACCCGGCGUACACCUCGGGCCGUUUCAGUCCGGACUCCCUCAGCGACAGCACCGUGUCCGGCAUUGACCACACGCCACAAAGGAUGUCCCGGCACGGUUCCCAAACGCACCCGAACCCCCAUCUGCACCCUCAUCCUCACCCCGAGCCGGCUGAUGGAUACCCACCUCUAACUCAUCCAGCAGUCUCUGCAGCCAAACCUCCGACUGGUCACAUCCACUCGCCUCAGAGGGGGAUGAACUCCAAUCAAAGUGGAGGAUAUAUAAAAAAAGUUGGCAGGAGGCUCAACAUCCAGCUAAAGAAAGGCCCUGAGGGACUUGGCUUCAGUAUAACGUCACGAGAUGUUCCCAUUGGAGGUUCAGCACCCAUCUACGUGAAGAACAUUCUGCCUCGGGGAGCCGCCAUCCAGGAUGGACGCCUCAAGGCAGGAGACAGGUUGCUGGAGGUGAAUGGAGUGGACCUGAAUGGGCGGACCCAGGAAGAGGUGGUGUCUCUACUCAGGGCUACACCCAUGGGUGGGGCCGUGGGGCUACUGGUUCUUCGCCAGGAGGAGGCCUUCCUCCCCCGAGAAGUGAAUGCUGAGCCUCAGAUGCAAUGCCCCAGAGAUGUGCAUCCAAGGCAGCCCGUGACAGCCAGGAAACCCCAUUGGCUGAUUGAGAAGACAGAAGAAGAUGAGUUGGUCUUGACUCCAGACGGUACUAGAGAGUUUCUGACCUUUGAGAUUCCUCUCAGCGACUCCGGUUCAGCAGGUUUGGGUGUCAGCGUCAAAGGCAACCGCUCCAAGGAAAACCAUGCAGAUCUGGGUAUCUUCGUCAAAUCCAUCAUAAAUGGAGGAGCGGCUUGCAAGGAUGGGCGGCUGCGAGUGAACGACCAGUUAAUCGCUGUGAACGGAGAGUCGCUGUUGGGCAAAACCAACCAGGACGCCAUGGAGACGCUACGUAAGUCCAUGUCGACGGAAGGCAACAAGCGUGGGAUGAUCCAGCUCAUCGUGGCCAGAAGAGUGGCCAAAAGAAACGAGGAGACACCGGGGAGCCCACUGGGACCCCAGCAGACGUUGAACACCUCCCUGGACGACCAUGAGCGCAGAAUCUCCCAUUCUCUGUACGGUGGCCUGGAGGGCCUCGAUGACAACCUGAUGCCCCAGCAAGGCAUGAUGCCACGCACAAUAGGAAACUACCAGCUGUCUCCGACCGUCAACAUGCCGCAGGACGACACCGUCAUCAUCGAGGACGACCGGCCACCACUGCUGCCGCCGCACCUCUCCGACCAGUCGUCCUCCAGCUCCCACGACGACGUCGGCUUCGCAGCUGACGUGACUCCGCCGUGGGCCAAAGAGCCGCCCGGUCACAUCGACAGCUCCCUGGCUACAGAUGAAAACCAUCCAGACGGGGCUUUCCAGAGGGAAGGUUUUGGACGUCAGAGCAUGUCGGAGAAACGCACCAAGCAGUUCGGAGACGCCGCGCAGCUUGAGAUCAUUAAGACACGCAAGUCCAAGAGCAUGGAUUUAGUAGCCGACGAGAUUAACCUCACCCCUCGUCCCGAGACCAACACAGGUUCUUCCACGAGGGAUGUGGGACCAUCGCUAGGCCUGAAGAAGUCCAGCUCCCUGGAGAGCCUCCAGACGGCAGUAGCAGAAGUAACCCUCAACGGGGACCUGCCUUUCCACAGGCCUCGCCCUCGAAUCAUCAGAGGACGGGGCUGCAACGAGAGCUUCAGGGCAGCCAUCGACAAAUCCUACGACCGACCGGCUGCCACGGAAGAAGACGAUGAGGGCAUGGAGACAUUGGAGGAGGACACGGAGGAGAGUUCCCGGUCGGGGCGAGACUCAGUGUCCACGAUGGCCGACCAGACGCCGCUGUCCGGCACAGAGAAGCCGCUGGUCAACGGCACCAAUCGCACCAAAGAGGAGAAGAAGAAGGACAAAGACAAGGGAGGGAAGGAGAAGAAGAAGCCAGAGGCAGGGAAGGACAAGGACAAAGACAAAGACAAGGAGAAGGGAAAGCCCAAGAAGGGCAUGCUGAAGGGACUCGGAGACAUGUUCAGGUUCGGGAAGCACCGUAAAGACGAGCGGCCAGGCGAAAAGAUGGAUCGCAAAGGCUCCAGCAAGUGGAGGCCAGAGGAGAUGCAGGUGUCUGAGGAGGAGACGAUGAAGAUGAGGAUGGAGCAGGAGAGGAUCCAAGCAAAGACCAGGGAGCUGAGGGAGCGUCAGGCCCGGGAACGGGACUACGCUGAGAUCCUAGACAUAAGCCGAACGCCUGAGAGAUCCUCCGAGGAGGAUCACCCAUACGCCGGCAUCAACGCUCUCAACAGCUCGGUGGACAGCGGCCACAGUCGGCCACACAGCCCUCGAGACGACCUCCCCCACAUCCAUCCGCACCACCAACACCAGCACUCUGAUACCCUCUACACCCAAGUCAGCAAGGCCCGCAAUGACCGGCCUCCGUCUGCAGACAGUAGCCGGCUAACCCCGAGCAACCACGACCGGAUACAGAGGCUGAGGCAGGAGUUCCAGCAGGCCCAGAACGUCCCCGACGACCCCGACGAUCGCAGGAGGACCUACAGCUUCGAGCAGCCCUGGUCAAACACAAGCAGCAACGGUCCAGGCGGGUACAGCCAGCCGGGUCGGCACUCGGUGUCGGUGGAGGUCCAGAUGCAACGACAGAGGCAGGAGGAGAGGGACUCGUUCGCUCAGGCUCAGCGACAGUACAGCUCCCUGCCGCGGCAACCCAGGAAGAACCCCAGCUCCAUCUCCCAGGACUCCUGGGACAAGGCAUACCCACCCGGCGAGGGCUUCCAGACAGCCAAGGACAACCCCAGGUACUCCAGCUACCAGGGCUCCAGGAACGGCUACCCAGGGGGCGGCGGCGUCAACGCCAGAGUCCUUCUGGAGGCCCAGGAGCUGCUGAGGCAGGAGCAGAGACGCCGAGAGCAGGAAGCCAAAGGGAAGCUAAUGCAAGAGAGCACCGGCAACAGCUACGAUCGGUACCACCUGAAGGACCCAGCUUCCCCGAAGGGUCCAUACCGCCACGACGUGCCACCUUCGCCUUCGCAGUUAGCGAGGCUUAAUAGAUUGGGUUCAGAGAAAGGAAGACUUUUUUACUCUUGAGGAUGGACUGAUGAAUGAAGAAGAACUUCAAGAGCUAAGGGGGAUUACCUUGAAGAAACAGCAAAAGUGGACGCUGCAAAUCUUGACAAAGGACAACCUAGAGGUCUUAUAGCUUAGCGAUGAUGUUAGAGGUAAACAGUUGUGAAGUGUGCUCAGUAUGUGGGUGUUUGUGUUCAAUCCCCCGCUGUGCCAAUGACCUAUACCAGUUGUCAGUCAGUCACUCACCCUCCUACAGACAUGAGACGCUCAGUGCCUUCUCUGCAUUCACGAUGCUUGUUCACAGUCGUCCAGGACUCUGAUUCAUCGAGAUCUGGCACCGUCAUGUACUGACAAUCAAAUGGGCAGACAGGCAAAGUGAGUGGGCGCUUUUUUUUUCUCUGUUUUUUUUUUUUUUCUGAGCCUACGGGGAGGCGUAAGUCUCUGUGUGGGUUUGUGUGUGGGCAUGUGACAAGGUACAUGUUUCACUAUCAAGUACACAUGUCCCGCGGAUGACUCUCCCCACCUGUCACAAAAUCACCCUUUCGUUAACAUUCGGUCCCUACCGAUGCUGCCGGUGUUUUCUCCGGUUUCUGUUUUCUUUACUUUUCUCUCCGUUAGCAAUAGAAGCCUCUCGGUAUUCUCCCAGGAGCCGAGAAAACAAGGCAAAGUGUGUGAAAGAAAGCAGGGCACAGCAUGUGUGUGUGUUAUUAAUAAAAAAGCCCCCCUCAUAAAUGAUUCAUAUUGUGUGUUAUCUCCGCGGAGGAGACUCAGGCAGGGAAGGUAGACAGCUCUGAUCCCGUGCCUGGCCCUGGUGCACGGCUCUGGGCUUGACUUGCUGGCCCGCCUGCCUGUCUGUCUGGAGCUCACAUCCUCUCCUUGCUGUUCUCGCCGCCUCUGUUCAUUACGCUACUUUCUUCUACCUCAGCAGCCGCAGCCCCCUACCUUCAUCCUCCUCUUCUCUCUUCGCUCAUCUCCCACCUUCCUCUCAUCUCACCCCUUCCCCUUACUCUUCCUCCUGCUACCCACUACCACCCUCACCCUCAUCCUCCUCGUCUCCCGAGUCAGGCUCUGCACUGAAUUUUUCAUCACAAGCCACCUGCUGUCUGCCAGAGAGCCAAAGAACGCUGCCACCAGAGGCUCCGACAGAGGGCCCAGCUUCUGACAUAAAGAGUUGAAUAAAAAGCAAAAAAAAAAAAAAAGAGACAGAAUAAAGAUGGGUAGAGAGACAAUAAGCCUCCCAGUGUGAGAUUAGCUGAAGCUUUUCUCCCGUUUUUAACAAAAGGCAAAAUUGUCCUCAAGAGUUAAUUGCUUUCAAUUGCUAUAAUUGCUUUUUGUAUUUUUUACCUUUUAAGCAUUUUGCCGGCACUCUUCUGCAGAGUGAUUUUUUAAAAAAGGGAGCAGCGGGGGUGCUAUCUUGCUUUUAAAAAACAGCAGUCAAUAGGAUGAAAUGAGUGCUGUUGGCUUUUAAAGGGUAGGUUGAGCAAAAUUACAAAAAAAAUAUAUAUUUAUUUUCUGACUUAACUCCAGAAAUAAUGCUAAUCAUUGGAUAUUAUUUGCCCAGGUUUUGAGAUGUCUGCUUCUGAGUUUGCCUCUGCCAUCCUCACUACAAUUGAAGUAAAUGGGAUUUGAAUUGUGGUUCUAACAACAAUGAAAAGUAUUUUUUUAAAACUAGAAACAUUUCUUUGAACUGCUUUCAUCCAAAGAAAUCAACUGAAAUCAGUAGAUACAGUUGAAGCAUAAUUCUGUUUCUGCCUGUUAAGGCUCUAUAACGCUAACUUUGCAUUCUUUAUCGACAUCGUAGAGAUAUGGAAAUAUGAAGUUGCAUAAAAAAGUAUAUAUCAAUGCAACAUGCAAAUUCCCUGCAGUUGUGCAAAAACGGAAACCUUUCCACUGCCUCGGAUUUUAGCAAACCAGCAGAUGAAUAUAGAAGGUGAUCAGGUCGCCUGGCUAGUUGCCCCAGUUGGAGAUCUAUGAUGCAGUUUGCAAAAUGUCUGUUCCAGUUGGCAGUGCGUUCAGAAAGCCUUGACAGACCAGAAAAUAUCGCAGCCAAGUUCAUUUCUGCCCUCUCACAAAUACAGCAGUUCAAUAUAAUUUGUAACACAUACCUGCACAGCUAGCUGGUGCCCUUCUGUAGCUAGCUAGCUGGAAAUGCUAGCACCACCAUUCGUAAUAGUUCUUUGUUUUCGGAAGCUAGCUUGUUAACUCAGCAGUUAGCAAACAGAAGUUCACACAGUUAGCUGGUGCUAUGCAACCAUAGACUGAACCUUGACACACCAGAAAAUAUCCCAACAAAGUUCAUUUCUCCACUCUCACAAAUACAGCAAUGCUAUAUAAUUGGUGACACAACAUACCCGUACAGCUAGUUGGUGCUAUUCGGCAGCUAGCUAGCUGGAAAUGCUAGUCAUGCUAAUGCAUAGUCUUUUUGGUUCAACAUUCAGAACCACCCCUGACUCAUCACUGCAGAUUUCAAAAAAGCAAAGUGAGGCUUCAAAACUAGUCAAGAAACCAACAGGUGACAGCACCAUGGUUACAUCCAUUUUUUAUAUACAGUCUGUGAGUGCAACUUGUUAGCGGCUAUCGCUUCUUCUGCUUUGGACCCAAAAAUUGGUCAACAGCUGCAGAAGAUUUAGGCUGGUUUACUUUGGCUCUUCAGCAGAUCCAUUGAUUAUGUUGAUUUUGUUUUUAAAUGCAGAUUAGGAAAAUAUUUUAAUAUUAAACUGCAUCUCCAGUGUAUUAGGAUGGAAACAGAAAUCUGAAAACCUGGAAAACAGAAUCCAGAAGCACAUGCAUAAAUGCAUAUCACCGGAGGUAAAAAAUGUCUCUUUUUUUAAGUCGGGUGAACCAGACUUGAAAUCGGAGUAAAUGACGCUGUCCUGGUGGCUUGUGCAUUCAUGACCUAUUUACAUUUCCAUUCCAGUUGAACUCUGUAGCUCCUGAUUGGCAGCUUUUUCACCCUGAGAGGAGCAACUAAUCAGCGAAACUAGCUGCUAUUGUUGUAGGUUGCAAAAGAAGAACUCAGGCGUUGAUGAUGACACAUGCUUAAAAAAAAAUCACUGCCACCAGCCCACCACUAUAAUUGCUGCAGUAGGAGGCAAGCGAUCCACUUACUCUGAACCUUCUUUGACAACACUGAUGUUCGUGAUGCAACCGUGUCUGAGCUAACAAACGAGGCCGAGGCGAGGUCGAACUUUGAACAAAAGGGAAGCGCGAGAAGUAAUAAUAAAUAAAAGAAAGCUGUGGAAAACAAACAGGCGGUGUGUAAUUGCCCUUCACUUCUACACACUUUACAUACGCAGAGUGAAGCUGCGUGACAUACAUUAUCUCCUGUUGGUUAAUGAAGACCCUCGCUGGGAAAGAUGCCGGCUUUAGAGGGGCGAUGAACGAAGAUGAAGAAAAAAAUCUAUCUAUUCCAGUGUAUAAACCUGUAUUUUAACCUUAGGAAGAGCUCCCAGUAUUUGUCAGCUUGAAGCUAAUUAAAAACUCCCUUCUGCAUUAUAUAUGUACAUGGGUUUAACAACACAAACACACCGAGGCACGUUGUUGUGUUUUUUCAAACCUACACAGGAAUGAAGCUGAUGAAAACCAAAUAAGAUUCAAGCUGUGCAGGUUGGAGGAAAGUUUUUAGGAAAGGUUCCUGCUGUGAACACAAGUGCGUGUCAAAGUGCCGACUAGCACAUUUAGAAGGAUGUAUUUGACCUGUGUGUCCUGUUACGGGGUCUCAUAUCGAUAAGUGCCUGAGAUAUCAUCAUAUUUUACACAAAGAGGGACACCGUGCGAUUUCUUUGUCAGUGACACCUCAGUGUUAUUUUUAAUAUCAUUAUAUGAAAUGUGUCAUUUCUGGGGUACUCCUUCCUCAACGUUUUUUUUUUUUUUUUAAAGAUUUAUUCAUAAGAGCCAACACUCAGUUAUGAGCGGUUAUCAGUGUAUUUGUAUCCUGUUUGACAUUGCCUUCAACCAUGCUGUACCAUGAUGUGUUUUAUCAAAAAAAAAAGAAAUGGAAGUUAAUGGAAGCUGAUGUGCAAUUGUUUUGUUGUUUUUUCCAGAAAACUUUUACAUGAUAUAUUAAGAAAUGUAUACAGCCACUUUUCCUGUACAUAUCAAAUUUAGAAUAAAACGGAAGGCUGUUCCAUCCUGUUUACAACCUC